AUGAGUGUAUUUUCAGAUUCUUUCAUCAACCCAUUGUUUGAAUUUGAUGAUCAGCUCUUUUACUCUGAUAGCUACACCAAUCUCCUUCCAUAUUUCUCUUCUUCUCCUUCGGAUAAUAUCAUGUCUUUGUCACCUGAUAUCUUUCCUCUCCAAGACUUCGACUCCUACCAGUACCCGAAACGACAGAAGAGCUAUGCAGAUAUCAGCCGCUCAAGUUCUGCUCCGAGUUUCUUUGAUGGGUUUGUUGCGAACUCUGAUCUGUUACUCCCAGAAUUCCCAGCUCCAGCACUGCCUAAGUUUCAGGUUCCAGAAGCCGCUUUUAAUGAAGGGAGAAGCGACUGCAGUGCUGUUGCGAAGAAACCAAACGGAGAGAGCUUGUCUGCGCAGAGCAUUGCGGCGAGAGAGAGGAGAAGGAAGAUAACUGAGAAGACUCAAGAGCUUGGAAAGCUGAUACCUGGUGGGAGUAAGAUGAACACAGCUGAAAUGCUCCAAGCUGCUUCCCAGUACGUCAAGUUCUUACAGGCUCAAGUUAAGCUUCUUCAGCUUAUGGAGUCAAGGCGUCAGGAAAACGAGGAAUCGCAUUUGCAGACAAGUGAACUUCAGAUUCUUCUUGCAUCUCCAACGAUUCAAGAGAAGUUAUACUCACAGGAGAAGUGCUUGGUUCCAAGAGAGUUUCUUCAAACCAUAGCAAAUGAUGAAUAGAUUCAAUCAAAUCUUUUCAUCAUUGACAUGAUUAGCCUUGUUGUCUGUUUUG
Molecule: messenger RNA, 754 nt
Organism: Manihot esculenta (cassava)
Lineage: Eukaryota; Viridiplantae; Streptophyta; Magnoliopsida; Malpighiales; Euphorbiaceae
Product: transcription factor bHLH52
Exons: 2
Coding region: 1-702 (233 amino acids)
Biological process (GO): regulation of DNA-templated transcription
Molecular function (GO): DNA-binding transcription factor activity; protein dimerization activity
Source: RefSeq, a predicted model, not a curated record